Cataglyphis hispanica is the source of this 1417-nucleotide messenger RNA. RefSeq names its product high affinity copper uptake protein 1-like. Gene Ontology annotation, biological process: copper ion transmembrane transport. The record is from RefSeq and is a predicted model, not a curated record. Gene Ontology annotation, cellular component: membrane. NCBI's taxonomy places the organism in Eukaryota, Metazoa, Arthropoda, Insecta, Hymenoptera, Formicidae. Bases 61 to 459 code for a protein of 132 amino acids. The transcript has 5 exons. Gene Ontology annotation, molecular function: copper ion transmembrane transporter activity.
CGCGCGACAAUUUCAUAAUAAUGCGUGCUAGCUUUUACCUCAGUAAUAUUCUAAGGCAAGAUGCAUGAUAUGACAUUCCACGGCGGCGUUGAGGUGACAAUUCUGUUUAACGGCUGGCACAUAAAUGAUGUGUCAGGAAUGAUUAGUUCCGUCAUUGGCAUUAUUCUGCUAACUGCAUUAUACGAAGGACUAAAAUCUUAUCGCGAGUUUCUUUUCGCGCGCACAACAUUUCUUAAGAAGAAGCAAAGAAGAUCUAGGAACGCAUUGUUGUUCUCCAGAGUGCAUUUUUUGCAAACGUUUUUGCAUGUAAUACAGGUAGUGCUUGGAUAUUUUAUUAUGUUUAUUUUUAUGACGUACAACUAUUGGCUCUGCAUCGCCAUUGGAGUUGGAACAGCUGUCGGAUAUUGGUUAUUUGCAUGGGAAAAAACUAAUAAUGACAAUACAGAUUGUUGCUCGUAAUUAUAUUUUUAAAAAUCAAAAUUUAAUAAUUUUUUUUGAUAAAUCACAAUUAAUAUAUUCCUUUUUAUAAGAAGUCGACUAAUAAUAUAUAAUAUUAUAAAAUAUCUUAUAUAUACUUUUGUACAUAUGUAUAUCUUUAUGAAUUAUAUCUUUUGAGAUAUUGGUCAAUAUAAUAGUUUUUUAUUUGAUUAACAAAAAGAUAGAGUAGUAUAUCGAGUUAAAAAUCUUAGUAUUAAUAUAUAUAGUAACAAAUUCAGGAAAUAACAAUUAUAUCUUGAUACUAAUUUAAUUAAUUUUUUUUCCUUAAUAGAUAAGUACAUAUCCACGAGAUGAACGACAUUUUACAAUCGCAAUUAAUUGGAAAUUAUCAAUAAAUGUUAUCUAAUCUAAUCUAAUUUAUUCCUUAUGAUAUCCGUUUAUUAUUGGUGUCUUGAUAAAGCUGUCACUAAUUUCGAAUAUUUCGUCAGUCGUCGAAUAACACAACAAUAUUUGACACGAUGUCGGACAAUCAAAGUAAUGCAGCAAUUUGUUGCUCGGAAUCAAAUGAACGUAUACGUCAACUUAAUUCAGUCCGUCAUAUUAUUUUCGGAUGGGACAGAUUUAAUUCUAUAACUUGGUUAGUGCUAUUAUUAUUUUUCUGCAUUUGGUGCAUAGGAUUCUUUAAUAUGUAUGAACCGAAAGAUCCGCAAGAUGAUCAUCAUGAUCAUCAUUAAAACGAAGAAAUGCAUGAUAAAUAAAGAAAAAUGACAAAAAUAUGACAAAAGAACUGGGUUAAGAAUAAAGUAUCAAACUCUUAACAAAUUUGAUGAAGAAUCAACGAUAAACAAAUUUUUAAAAUAAACAAUUAAUUUAUUCAUAAAUAAUUUCAAAAAGAAAUAUAAGUAUUAUAACAAUAAGUUUAUAUAAAAAACUGUAUUAUGUAUAUAUUUCAUACAUUUUACAAUUAAAAUAAAGAUUA